UGCGUCCUAGACAUUUUCUCGUAGCGACAACCAAACUUCUAGCGAAUGUCAACUGGCCGGCCAUGAUAAAAUCAAGACCAUUCUCAUAGCCAUGCUUUACGAAUUGAUAGCAGUGGUCCGCCCGGGCAACCUCGCCCAAGUGAAAGAAAUCGCCCGUAUCUGCGGCCAACAGAUCGUCGACAACAGAGGCGUGAUCCGGGGCAUCAAGAACUGGGGCCAAUUCGACCUGCCCCGGCCGACCGUGAAACACCAAACCCAGCACCACCAGGGCCACUACUUCGUCAUGCAAUUCGAUGGCAGCAUCAAAGUCCAGACCGAAGUCCGCCGGCUGCUGGGCCUCGACCCGCGCAUGAUCCGCUUCUCCGUUGUCAAGAUCGGCGACAAGCUCGGCGGCGUCAACGGCGCCAUCGAGGAGAUCACCGGCCAUAUUCCCUGGAACUCGAACCCGGAUAACGAAGUCCCACGCGAUACCUUUGAGGAUUCAAACGUCGCGAUGCCCGCCUGGCUCCUAGGCCGGAAAUAAAACCAACAAGCCACAAGAAGACGAGAAAAGAGCCGGAUUGAUGAGCGUGCGUGGGACACCAAAAGGUUCUAUGCUAGGAUGCGAGAGGAGCAUUCAAGCCAUCAAUCAUGGUCUACACAACUGCACCGUAACGCCCGCUGCCAGUGAACUAUACGUGGUAUCUCAUAGCACUCAAAACAAACUCCAUUUCCCUCUCUCCUUGGCCACCGGCGGUACUUUGGCAUGCUGCUUUGCCCGGCCUUCCAGUUGACGCAGACUUUCAAUCUUCUCCAGAACCAUCUCCAGCAUCUCUUUGCGUCGGAUCACAUCGAGAUGCUUGCGGACUCGGGGAUCCUCACGGGCGAACCUCUCGAUCUCGGCAUGGUCCAGAUGCCGACCGAGUCGGAUGUCCAACUCUCGGGGGAAAUUGUAGUAGAACUCGGAAAGGAGCUCGACGUUGAGGAAGAGCACCGCCGUGGAUGUCAGUUUAUCGGCCACCACAUCGAGAAACACCUCCGGACAAUAAUAUUUGUUCUUGAGGUUGGCGCAUUGCUUGGACUUGACAGCCGUGAGACGCAUCUUGAUGAUAUCGCCUCGGUCGCGGAGGAAGACGGCUUCUCGACCUGUAUAACUAGUUAGACCCAAAAUCCAAGACGUGUACAUUGCGAUCUGGGACUUACCCUUCUGCAAGAGCGCCGCUGAAAAGCCACCGGCUCCGCCCGACCCGUC
Messenger RNA from Exophiala xenobiotica, 1231 nucleotides. RefSeq names its product ribosomal protein S6. Gene Ontology annotation, cellular component: ribosome; mitochondrial small ribosomal subunit. NCBI's taxonomy places the organism in Eukaryota, Fungi, Ascomycota, Eurotiomycetes, Chaetothyriales, Herpotrichiellaceae. Gene Ontology annotation, biological process: translation. The transcript is spliced from 3 exons. The coding region runs from base 92 to 523 and encodes 143 amino acids. Gene Ontology annotation, molecular function: small ribosomal subunit rRNA binding; structural constituent of ribosome. The record is from RefSeq and is a predicted model, not a curated record.